Molecule: messenger RNA, 4468 nt
Organism: Vombatus ursinus (common wombat)
Lineage: Eukaryota; Metazoa; Chordata; Mammalia; Diprotodontia; Vombatidae
Gene: ORAI3
Product: ORAI calcium release-activated calcium modulator 3
Exons: 2
Coding region: 2329-3276 (315 amino acids)
Biological process (GO): store-operated calcium entry
Cellular component (GO): membrane
Molecular function (GO): store-operated calcium channel activity
Source: RefSeq, a predicted model, not a curated record
CUACUGGGUAUCCAGGGGAUGGGGAAGGCAGUGGGGGGAGGGGCGGUAACCAGACAAACAGAAACUGAAGCAUAAAAGGGAACAAAGACCACGUAUUUGGGGGAGGGUGGGGGAGGGUGAAAAAGGGAAAACAGGAAGUGGGAGAAACGGGUGUGAGAUUGAGGGCAGCUCAAAGGAAACAACUAAAAUUGGGGUUGGGGAAAGAGGGAUGAGGUGAGGCUGUAGAGGGAAGGAGGGGGAUGGGAGCAAGCUAUGGGGGAGCAUCAGGCAGGCCAAGGGCUCCCCUCUUCCCAUCCUUAUCACCCUAAGACUCUGUCCCUUCCUCUCCCCUCUCCAACUCUUGAACCGUCACUGACAUGGCAGCUAAUUGUGGAGGUGGGGGGAGGACGGGGCCUUUACUGCUGUACAGGGAAUUGGGGCCCUGCCAGGGGAGUGAGGGAUCUCUAGACCACCCCACUUCCCUGAAAAAUACUUGAACAUUCAUCUGUACUGAAGUGUUACUUGAACUUAGGGAACUUUGGGGAUGGGGAGGUGGGAGUUUGGGGGAGGGGAAAAGGGGUGGGGAAGUUAUCAGUUUGGAUUGGGUCAUUGGCAAUUUGGACUGGGACAUUCCCAGCCUUACUCUUACUGUAUCUAUCCUCUCCCACCCUCCACCAGGGGCCAGACAGCCAGUGAUGGGGAGAAGGGACUCCCCAAAACUGGUUAUUUCCACCCCUUUUGUUGUCAUGGAAACUUGCAUCCCAUUUGCCCAGGGAAAUGCCACUCCUGGUUGCCAAGGAAAUAGCAGCCAAUGGACACACUCCCAAAGCCAGUGCCCCAGCUGGAAAGGCCCCUCUAGGUUGCCAUGGGAACUUCCAGGGUUUUUUUUUUUUCCUUUCUCCUCUCCUCUCUUUUACUCAUCCCUGUCACUAUAGUAACAGCCACUCCCCCUGAAACUCCACCCAAGAGGCGUGGCUUGGGGGGGGGUGUCUCUGCAGCUAGCUCCGCCCUGUGGGUUUGUCCUGGGGAAGAUACCCCAAGCCCCAAAGGGAGGAGUGGCUGAGGAGGCUAUCCUUAGGCCACAUGGACUAAACCACUUGGGAGAGAGUGGGGAGGGCAGAGGGCAGAGUGAACCACAUACCUCAGGUAACAGGGAGGGAAAAGGAUUGGGGGGAGGGAGGGAAAAGGUGGACCAAAGGCCGGGAGGGAGGGGGUUUAGGGGGAGGGAGAGUCAGUCUGGAGAUGGAGCUAGAGAAGAUUUGAAGGAUGAGGGCACACAAAGGGAAAGGGAUAAAAUGGGAACAAGGGGAGUGGGCUGGGCUGGGCCCCAGGCCCCCUGGAUCUCGGAAUUGUACAAUAUGGUUUGCUAUAAAACAUAAAAUCUUCCAGCUGAGGGCUGUGGUGUGUCUAUUUUGUUGAAGUAGAAAGGUGGGGUACUUUGGGAGGAAACCUAAACUCCUGGGCCCUGAAAGUGUGAGCACUGUCGGGAACGUAAAGUGAGUUCCUGAACUGAAACAGAGAUUGGACUAGCUAAAUUCCACGGUCUCUUCGUAACACUUAGGAUGUUAAGAAUACUCCAAUCUCACUCUCUGCCCUAAGCUUAAGAUUUUGGCCGAGUUGAUUUUUAUGGGACUUUGUCCCCAUAAGAUUUAACUCUUCUGACCCAGAGGGGAGGAGGCAUAUCUAAGAUGCAGGUUUUUGCUGCGUCUGUGUCCAUCCGUCCUCCAUGCGGUGCUGGGGUGGGGGAGUGAAGGGAAGUAACCUGGUUUCAUUCAACCAAGAUUCCCGAGUGCUGUAGAGGGUAGCUCAAUGCAGACACAUUUCUGGGUCUUUGGGCCAGAGUAUUCGGACUGUGGAUUUGGUCUCUCCCCAGCUCCUCCCUCAUCAUGUGGCUGCGCCCCCCCCCGUCCCCGCCCCUAGAUCCAGUUCCUGUUUCUGCCUCUCCUGCUUCUCAGCCCCUGGGGCUCCCGCCUCCUACUCCUCUAGGGCCCUCUUUGCCCGAGGCUCUAAACUGACUUCUUCCUUCUGGGAACCCAAGCAUCCUAACUCCAUCUAGUUCAGAUGCUCCCCUUUCCUUUCCUUUCCCUACCGCCCACCCCACUUCUAGAGCUGACCAGCAAACUCAGGAUGCCCAGGGGCUCUCCCCUAUUUCCUUUUAAUUCUUAAAACUAUCCCUGCGCCGGCAUAGCUUCUUGGCCUCCCAUCCUGAAUCAGCGGGUUCUGCUUUGCUCCCCCUUUCUUAGGAAUCAGGUGGUCCAAUUUCUAGAGCCUCUCCCCUUUAGGCUUAGCCCCUGCCUCAGCUCCGGGGUCUCUCCUUCCCCCCCUCCCCAUUUGCCUGGAUUCUCCAGGAUGCAAGGAGGAGAGGGGGAUGCAGGAGAACAGGCCCCCCUUAACCCUGAGGCUGGAGAGAGCCCUGGAGGUUCAGCCACCUACCGGGACUUUGUGCAUCGAGGCUACCUGGACCUCAUGGGAGCCAGCCAACAUUCAUUGCGGGCCCUUAGCUGGCGCCGCCUCUACCUCAGCCGAGCCAAACUGAAGGCCUCCAGCCGAACAUCUGCCUUGCUCUCCGGUUUUGCCAUGGUGGCCAUGGUGGAGGUCCAACUAGAGACCGACCACGACUACCCGCCGGGGCUGCUGGUGGCUUUUAGCGCCUGUACCACAGUGCUGGUAGCCGUUCACCUCUUCGCCCUCAUGGUGUCCACCUGCCUGCUGCCCCACAUUGAGGCCGUCAGCAACAUUCACAACCUCAAUUCUGUCCACCAGUCUCCCCAUCAGCGACUCCACCGCUAUGUGGAGCUGGCCUGGGGGUUUUCCACAGCCUUGGGCACUUUCCUUUUCCUAGCUGAAGUGGUCUUGGUUGGCUGGGUGAAGUUCAUGCCCAUUGGGGGGCCUACGGUGGCCCCUGUGCCUGAGAUCCCUUCCUCCUUGACCUCAAGAGGUCCAGAAAGCCAUUUACCUGAUGCACCAACCUCCACGGGCCCAAAUCCUGGACUAUCCCUGACAGAGCCAGUGGUCCCCUUGAAUCCCCCAACCGUGACCUCAGUCUCGCAAACGCCACCUAGAGUUGGACCCUCGGCUGUGACCUGCUCGCAAAGGUGUGAGGGGCCAGUGGCCUCACCACAUGGGCCUGGAUGGCAUGCUGCAAUGGCCUCAACAGUGAUCAUGGUACCUGUGGGCCUGGUUUUUGUGGCCUUUGCCCUCCACUUUUACCGAUCUCUGGUCACUCAUAAAACAGACCGGCACCAGCAGGAGCUGGAAGAGCUGAGCCGCCUCCAGGGAGAACUUCAGGCCGUUUGAAGUGAGAGAAAGCAAGGGAAGAAACAGGGCUUUGGGAAGAAGCAAAUGGAAGAGGAAGCAGCAAUGGACUAGAAGGGGCCCCAGCAACAAAACUACAGGUGGGCCCUGGAACGAGGCCCCUGGCAGCCGUGGGCCCAGAGGAAGAGCCCUAUCACAAAGUGGAAAAAUGCAUUCAGGCAGAGGGACAUGAUUUCCUCCCCCUCUUCCCCAUAGCUCUGAAAACAGUGGGGAGGGUCAGGUCGGGCUGAGCUCUCAGGGAGAUCCCAGGGACACACAGCACCACCCAAGUGGUUUUCUCUAAGCUGAGCGCCGAUUCCCUUGCCUUCCCUUUUCCAUAGGGCCUGGAGUGGCUUGGUAUAUUCUGAGGCCCUCCUCACAAAGGCAUCUUCUUCAGAAAAGUAUACAUUUGAUCCACAAUGGUUUUUGUAUCAAUGACAACUUCUCAGUGGCAGCUCCUAAAGUAUUAGCUCCUCCCCUUUCCUAGGUUCUCUCCCAGUAGAUUUAUGCUUGCUGGAGGAAUUCUCAAAGCCACAGCCAACUUCUCUGAGGAAUCCCCCAAGCAUGCCAUUUAAGGAAGCCUUUCAGGACUGUCCAAGUUUUAUCUUGAUCCUACCUCUUGAGCUCCAAAGCUGUGGGGUGGAGGUAGGUUCUCCUUAGGGUACAAGACUUGUCUCCUUACCCCCUGCCUUGGAACUGUGAGUCACCUUUCCACUUGGGUAGAUCCUACAAUGCUGACCUACAACUUUUACGUUUUAUUUUCAAGUUCUUAGGAGUCCUAGGGAUAGGUCACACAACACUGCCUCCAAAUUGGAGGGCCCCCUCCAGUUGCCUCUUUAUUUUAAGUACUGCCCCAAGGCUCUAAUGCAUCAGAAGAAAUUGCCUUACCUCCAAACACAGCCUUUUUUUCCUGGUCUUUGUGGCAACAUCACCUGUCCCUCUCAAAGUUCCAUCUUUCCCUCCUCCUGACCAGAGUGGGAACAAGGGAGAGGGGCUGGUAAAGGGGGAACAGAGAGAUAGGCUUCCAUGGAAGAGGUCCUGUCCAGUCCCAACAAUCAUAGCCCACAUAGGCUUUGCCUCACACUAAGCACCCCAGGGAUCCUUCCCCUUCCUCUGUAAUGUUGGUGGAUCAACUCUGACACUGAAUUUUCACUGCACCUUUUUUUUGUACAAUAAACCUUGUUUGAAACCAUCA